AUGUUACGACGAACAUUAUGGAGACAUGUGCAUUUAUUUACUGCGCUUGUACCUCUUAACGUUGCCCAAAGUCCGCAGCUCAUCAGUGCAGAUCAUCUUGAGAUUGCCAAGAAGGCAGCAACAGAGGCCACACCACUCAUUGGAAAUGCCCCACUUGUGGAUGCACUUAAUUUAUUAACAGACUUAUCAAAUAUUCGAAAACAGCGUGAGGCUGAUCAACUUUUGGAAGAUUGUCUUACAUCCUACCGUGGUGAAUUAUAUAAAUCUUCUGUAACGGAUCCAUUUCAGCGAUUGCAAUUACAUGAGGCAAUAAUGGCUGUUGGAUUUUAUCUACGAAGUGGAAAUCCUAAUGUACUUAAAGGUGAAAAUACAAGGUUUGUGUUACAUCAUUAUAAUUUUGAUGUACGCCGUGAUACAGCAAUUACACGUACUGUUCAUCACACUCUAUUAGAGAGUCUUUCAUCUACACCAGAUUCCGAUAAACUUCUUGGAGAUUUAUUACUAUUAGAACGACGAUUAUUUGGUCGAUUACGUUUUCUUCCAACAGCGGGACGGCAGUGGUUUGUAUUAGGACUUCCUUUAGAAGAAAUCAAAACAGAGGAGGAUAUUCACCGUGUACUUGAUAUACCAGUAGUAAAGGAAUUUGGUAACUUUGAAUUAAAAGAAAAAGAUUCUGAAAAACUUUGGAAGUUAGUAACAGUGCGUCCCAAAUCUGAAAACUCUCCUAGUUUUCUGGAAGAAGGUGAAUUUACAAUGCAUCAUAUGGAAAAAGAUUUGGAAUUGAUCCGUCGAAUUCAAAAACCGCAACCCCCAAUGGAAUUUUGGGAUCGCGUAAAAGAUACCUUGUUGCGUUAUUGGGUUAUUUGGUUCUCCUUAUGGAUUAUGUUCUUUAUGGUGGAUGAGGAAAUCAUUACAGUUGUUGCUCUAAUAUUUCUAAAGUGGCGACAAACGAAAAUACUUGAAGAAGAGGCUGAAAGGAGUGGUGGUAAGGUAUAUAUAGCAUCCUCUACUGGACGUUCAAGGACAAACAACUAA
This is a messenger RNA of Trypanosoma theileri, 1035 nucleotides long. RefSeq lists its product as uncharacterized. Lineage: Eukaryota; Euglenozoa; Kinetoplastea; Trypanosomatida; Trypanosomatidae. The record is from RefSeq and is a predicted model, not a curated record. The transcript has a single exon. The coding region runs from base 1 to 1035 and encodes 344 amino acids.